UCCUGUUUAAUAUUCCGCCCGCUCUCUUCAUAUUGUGCUUGGCUCCUGUGGGAUUGGAACUCACGUCUCGAAACCGAAGCCAAUUUUCUGUCUUAAUCUCACAAUGUUUUGACUGGAGGCAGAUCCCAGUUUUUUUAGUCCGAGUGGAAACUACCAAAAAAGCCUCACUUCUGCACUUCGUAACGAGACGGAUGGAGAGAACGGAUCAGCGGCUGCUGGCGACAUGACAUACAAGUCACCAAAUGGAAAGAGCGAGGACGCCUAACUAAAUCCAGUCAGAUCUCCGCACCGGGAAGAGAAGAAGGGAUUUCUGGGAUUUUUCUGUGCGGGAAUUUUUUAUUAUUAUUAUUAUUUUAUUUUAUCUUUUUUUUUUUUUUGCGCAAUUGUAUUUGGGAAAGAUCCCUAUUUAUUAUUUCAACUGGAUUUUGCGAGAGAUUGCCGGCUAUAAGAGAUGACUGUGGUUCUGUCCAUGAACAGAUUCUGCAACCCCAUUACCUCAGAAGGUACAGCAGAGAUUGCAGAGUAUAGAGCCGUCUGGGAGACCGAGCACCAGGGCAAGGCCAGCAGCUCGUCCAAGUCUCUCCAUGCCCAGCACCAGGAGCACAGAUUAUGUGACUCUUCUGCAGAAUCACAUUACAGGGGAAUCUCAAAUCCAAAAACAGCUUCCAAGAGCACUUACUUUAAAAGGAAAUAUGUAGAAGAGGAUUAUCAUCUGCCGCUCAACAGCUGUAGUCAUAAAAAUGUAUCCAUCUUCGAAGAGAGGGCCCAUGUACUUUACAUGUCCUUGGAGAAGUUGAAGUUCAUUGAUGACCCUGAAGUGUUCCUCAGAAGGUCGGUCCUGAUCAACAAUCUGAUGAAGAGAAUUCAUGGCGAGAUUCUACUGCAGAACAACUGGUGCUUCUCGGCGUGCGCCCUGAGCGGAGCGUCCGCCCAGGAAUGGUUUGUGCCCCAGGAUUGUCCUUAUCGGAAACGCCUUCGUAUUGCCAAGGACGACAGUAGCCUUCAGACUUGUUGUUUCUACCAGGAAUGUGGCAGCCAUUAUCUAAACAUCCCCUUCGCCGUUAACGCCAACGGAGGGCACCUCGCAGCUUCCUGUUCAUCUAGUAGCUCUUUGCCUUUGCCAGGAUGCUCUCGUAAUAUGGAUUACAGCACGGCGGAUGCUCCUUUAUACAGGAACAGCAUGCAGGGGCCUUCCUGCGGGGGGAUUGUAACCAAUACAAGGUCUCAACAAAAGCAAAAUUUGCACGAGGAAUCAGCCGAAGAGAAGAGGGGUCCACACAGCUUUAGCUGCGAGGCUUCAAAUGGGGGUGGCACCCUGGAACGCAAAGGCCGACUUUAUGAUAUUUUGGCAACUGGUUGCAAUGACAAGAGUAGCACAAGCGAACCAUGGAAAAAAUCUCUCAGGAAAAAAGAGGUUUUUCCAGGUAAUAAACUUUGCUGCAACAAAGGGAACAAGAUGUGAGCUGCACCGCGUUAACGUUCUGAUUAUUUUCAUUCUUUUUUGUUGUUGCCUAAAAGUGGGGUUCUGUUCUGCAGUGGAAAUGGGUUUUUUUUUGUAGCUUUUUAUGGUGAUAAUGAAACAUUCCCUAUGCAAAAAAAGGGAUUUCUGGUAUGAAACAAACGUCAGUGUUUUCCUUUGUGUAAUAUAGUUUAAGAAAUGUAUUAGAUCACAUUUACAGUUAUCAUUUUUUUUGGUACUGUCCGUGAUUUGGGCUUACGCUAUGAAGACGGAUUCAUAGUGCUAUACUGUGCCUCAUGUACGUCAGACAAGAAUUUUAGACACACUUGCCUAGAAUUCAGAACUGGAUGCCGUCAUAUGCACAUACCAGAUAUGUGUGGGGGUACCCGGUUUGACUGUUGGUCUUCUUAUUGGAGACCUCCUUUUUGCCAUUGGAGGUAAGGCCAAGGGCAUGAAACAAGCCUUAUCUAGGUGCAUCUGAGAUCCAACCCUUCUAGAACAUUUUUUUCUAAGAGCAUUGGAAAUGUAUUUUUCUCCUCAUCUGCAUUUAUGCUGUAGUGACUUUCAUUUCACUCGUAAUAUUUGUAUUACAAUAAAUAUUGAGAUUACAA
Hyla sarda is the source of this 2070-nucleotide messenger RNA. RefSeq names its product SERTA domain containing 4 (gene SERTAD4). The transcript has 4 exons. The record is from RefSeq and is a predicted model, not a curated record. Bases 452 to 1462 code for a protein of 336 amino acids. Gene Ontology annotation, cellular component: nucleus. Lineage: Eukaryota; Metazoa; Chordata; Amphibia; Anura; Hylidae.